Molecule: messenger RNA, 450 nt
Organism: Cylas formicarius (sweet potato weevil)
Lineage: Eukaryota; Metazoa; Arthropoda; Insecta; Coleoptera; Brentidae
Gene: VhaM9.7-a
Product: V-type proton ATPase subunit e 2
Exons: 4
Coding region: 37-288 (83 amino acids)
Biological process (GO): proton transmembrane transport
Cellular component (GO): proton-transporting V-type ATPase, V0 domain; plasma membrane proton-transporting V-type ATPase complex
Molecular function (GO): proton-transporting ATPase activity, rotational mechanism
Source: RefSeq, a predicted model, not a curated record
UGUAUUUUUAAAAGUCGGGCGACUAAAUUCAAGACCAUGGGUGCGGCAGCGCUACCUUUUAUCAUUUUCACGGUAUUGUGGGGCGGGGUGGGCAUUGUUUUGCCCUUUAUCGUGCCGAAAGGACCCAACAGGGGCAUAAUUCAAGUGAUACUGAUGUUGACCGGUGUGUGUUGCUGGCUGUUCUGGCUUUGCUGCUAUGUUGCACAGAUGAACCCCCUCAUCGGGCCCCGAUUGGACAAACACACGAUAUUGGUUAUGGCUAAACAAUGGGGAAACCCUUUGCAGUAAUGCGGUAGUUGGUCAAUAUAGAGUUACAUAUAACUUGUUUUGGAAUUGUAAUGUGACACAGCCCAGGCGCAACAUUCCCCACGAAAGUCUUGUGUUAAUUUAAUUUUACCUAGUUAUGUAUAUAUUGCCUAUGUGCAAAAAUAAAGUUAUUUAAGUUAUUGA